UUGCAUGGUGCAACAGAUGCAGGUGAUUUGAUAGUAAACAGUACACAAGAAGAAAAAUUUAAUGAUGCAAUUAAACUGUAUUUGGAGUCUACUCAACCUCAGCCUCCAACUAUAGAAGUAGAUCAGUCUACAGAUGUAGAAGAAGGUCAGCCUAUAACUGUAGAAGAAGAUCAGCCUAUAACUGAAGAAGAAGGUCAGUCUACAGCUGUAGAAGAAGGACUUGCUCCUAUAACAACUGACGAAACUAGUAAUCAAACUCAGCAACCUAAUAAUCAAACUCAGCAACCUAAUAAUCAAGCUCAGCAACAAGAACCACGGCCUCAGCCAAUAAAUGAAAGCGAUAACAUUCUUGUUGAAUUUGACGAAAAUAUAUUUUCACUAUUUUCUAUUGAUAGUUCACCAGUAAGCUAA
This is a messenger RNA of Trichomonas vaginalis G3, 411 nucleotides long. RefSeq lists its product as uncharacterized. The transcript has a single exon. The record is from RefSeq and is a predicted model, not a curated record. NCBI's taxonomy places the organism in Eukaryota, Parabasalia, Trichomonadida, Trichomonadidae.